CCGGCCGCUCCGCCCCCCGCCGCCCGCUCCCCUCACUCCUCUUAAACUAAAAACAAAACUUUUCCUGUCCGCGACCGCUUUAGUUCCUGUCUUGGUCCCGUCGGUCCCGGGAGCCUGUUUCGGCCGCCGGUCUCUGUGGUAGACAUGUGCCCGGGCUUCACGCUGGCCGGCGCUCAGUAGCAGGGGGCCCUGUCUGUCACUUCCAGCGGGCACUACACGUGGAGAUCCUGCGCCCCUCUCAUGCCCCCCACACAUAGACUCCAUGCCACACGGCCCCUCUCCUCCCCAGGCCCGGCCUCCCCUCUCCCAUGCGAGCUAGAUAAGGACGUCUGGCUGGCCUUUCUUCACUUUCGGUUCGGCGUUUGCUUUCUGGUGAGUGGGCAGCCAUGGACGGGCACAGAGAAGCGGGCGCUGGCACUGCUGGGGGUACAGAGGAGGCUGCCAUGGACUCUUAUCUGAGGGCCAAUGGGUUGUACAGGAAGAAGAUCGCCAAGGACGGCUCCUGCCUGUUCAGGGCAGUGGCUGAGCAGGUUCUACACUCUCAGGCACGACAUUUGGAAGUCAGGCAGUCCUGUAUAAAAUAUCUUUGGGAAAAUCGAACCCAAUUUGAAGCUUUUAUUGAGGGCUCUUUUGAAGAGUAUCUGAAACGUCUGGAAAAUCCACAGGAAUGGGUUGGCCAGGUUGAAAUAAGUGCCCUUUCUUUAAUGUUCAGCAAAGAUUUUAUAAUUUAUCAAGAACCUAAUGCAUCUCCUGCUCGUGUGACUGAUAAUGGCUUUUCCGAUAAGAUAAUGCUUUGUUUUUCUAAUGGAAACCAUUAUGACAUCAUAUAUCCUGUCAGUUUUGCUGAAAAUGCCGCUAUGUGCCAAUCUAUCAUUUAUGAAUUGCUCUAUGAAAAGGUAUUUGGGCAUUGCAUUACAAAACAUGUGUCUAAAGGAGAUACAUUUGAUUCCAAACCUGAAGAGGUUUUCAUCAGUGAAGCUUCAGGGUCUGAUGCGGAAAAUGAAGUUGCUGGAAAGAAUAUUUUGAGUUUUGGGGAUAUGAAUGGAUUUAAGUCUCACAAGGAUGGCAAGCUUCCCCAAAGAAGGUCUGAACCACCUUCUUUCCCCCCAUCUGUUUUUCGGUCACUUAAUGCAGGAAUAUAUAGAAAUGUGGAGUACGAAGUCUGGAAGAAAUCACAAAGAGAUCAGCAAAAGCUUGACUUCUCCAUUGCUGCUGGAAUGCAGUAUUCUGUUGGAGACAAAUGUCAGGUCCAAUUGGAGUCAGGAGGAGUGUUUUAUAAUGCCCACAUCCAGGAAGUUGGUGCAGAUAAUGGACCGGCUGUCGUCUUUGUGGAAGAACUUGGACAAAAACACAUUGUUCAGUUGAAAUAUCUUAAGCCAAUUCCUUUAAGUAGUAGUACAGAUGGUUGGAACACUGUUGCAGGUAAAAAGAUAAAAAAGACCUCUGGAAGUGGUACAGCUGGCCAUACAGAGAAGGACAACAGAGGACAAAGAAACUAUGGAAAAGCUGUAAAAAUGCAGCCCCUACCUUCUCGCCAGCAGCAAACUUCCAUGAACAGGCAGCAUGGGAUGUCUUCAGAUCAAGCUACCCUAAUUGAAAACAAGGGACGGAGCAGGACUCCCCCAAAAGUGCCUGGAAGGAAGCUUGAGCAAAGUGAGGAAUCCAGUUAUUUCAAACGAGAAAAUGUUCACUUUGGCUUAACUCCAGAGGAACGUAGAGAGAAACAAGUGAUGGAGGAAUCCAAAUCUUUGUAUGAAAUGCAAAACCGAGAUGCUGAGGCAUUUCCAGCCCUCUCUAGUUCUGAUGCUUUACCCUUGAAAAAGAUCCCAGCUCUAACUAAUGAAAAAAUCACUAGGAAGAAAUCUGAUGCAGAAGAUCAAAAAAAUAAAGCCUACAAACUGACACAGCCUCCAAAAGUGAGUGAGGAGAAAUUAAGUGAGGAAACAAAGCCACUUGCUACCUCUAAAUCUGUUGUUUUACAUGAUGUCACUGUUCUUCCAACCACUGCUGAGCAACAGACACCAACCACAGUGCCUUCUAUACCCGCCGUGGUCUCGCCUUGGUCAGGGAUUUCAGUGGAGAUACCUACUUCACCUACAGCUGGAUCUGACUCUGUAUUACAACCUCAGGGGACAUCAGCCCAGUUUUCACCACUUCCAGUUUCAAUUCCAGCAGUUAACCAACCUUUACUGCCUAUGCCACAGACACUGAGUGCUUACCAGGACCCUCUUUAUCCUGGUUUUCCUGUAAAUGCAAAAGGAGAGAGAGCUACUGCCCCUCCUCCCUACUCGCUCUGUAAAAAUGGAGAUGACCUACCUACUGAUAAAAGCAUUCUUCAUUUCUUUUACAAUCUUGGCAUAAAGGCUUAUACAUGUCCAAUGUGGCCUCCACACUUAUACCUUCACCCCCUUCAUCAAGCCUACUUAAAUAUUUGCAGGAUGUAUCCAAAUGUUCACGUUUACCCACAAAGCCACUGGGUACAGGAAUCUGCUGUAAACCAAAGUGAAGUAGAUCCUUCGGUCUUUGCUCAUCAGUGUGAGAUUAGGAGUGAGAACCAGAGUGAACAACCUGUAGGCUUUUGUCCCCCAGUGGUUCAAACCCUGCCUGUCGAAAACCCAACAAUUGGUGAGGAGAUACCUCCACAACCUAAUUCAUCAGAAGAAAUGGAUCCGUUCCAGGCACAGGGUAGUGAAUUUGAAGACCUGCUGUCAAACAAGACAUUGCUCCCUCAACCUCCUUUUGGACAGGGUUCCUAUAUGGGACCACUUCCAAUAGCGUCUCCGUUUUUCCCACAUGUUUGGUAUGGAUAUCCCUAUCAAGGAUAUAUUGAAAACCCAAUGGUACGGCAUAGUGUCUUCAUUAACCCUCAGGAUACAAGUUUGUCUGAAAACAUUUCAACAGGGGCUGUCUUAGAAAAUAAUGCAGUUCAAGAAGCAAUAAAUCAGUCACAUCAUUUUGUGAGUGAACCAGAUAGUCCUCUAUUGCCUGCUGCUGAUCUGGUCAGAGAGUCUACUUCAAAUACCACAGUGGUCAAAGAGGAACCAGCUACAGAAAUGGCCACUGUAGAGCCCCUGAAGCUUCCAGUGAAGUUGACUGAUCAUCAAAUGGCUUCCUUAGUUCUAACCGAAAUACCUGAGGGCAAAAAAUCUUUAGAGAAGGAGGUGGCUUCAGUGCCAGUAGCUAUGGCACAGGUUCUUCCACCUGAAGAGAGGCCACUUAGAACGAGGGAAGAGAGCUCAGAGGAUGAGCGGGAGGUGUCUAAUAUGCUUAGCAGUGGCAGAUCAAAGAACUUUUACAAUCAGUCAUAUGGUAGUAGGAGACCUCGAAAUGACAGGUAUUAUCAGACUAACAGAGGAGGAUACCAGUAUAAUAGAACUGAUGAGGGCUGGAGGGGACAAAGAGGAAGAGACGAUGGCUCUUUCAGAAAUUUUAGAGGUCGGUCAAAUAGAAGACGUCAAUUUGUGGAUGCUUACAAACCACAACAUGAAUAGAAGUUCAUAGUUGAUGUCUGCUAAGAAUAUUUGUAUGUUUUUCUUCAUAUUUAUUUGGACAAUAUAUACAUAAGAUAAUAAAUUGAGAAUCAUAUAUUCUUUUAAAGUAUGGCAAAUGUUUAGGGGGGGGGGGGGAGGGUGAUGGGCAAAGUAAGCCUUCAGUUUGUAUUUCUCUUGUCUUUCUCAAUUACUACCACUUGGGUUUCUUACUAUUCUUUCUUACUGUUCUUGUGAAAUAGAUAGUGGGGAUAGUUUAAAGUAACUGUGUGGUAUUCAUCUGUUUAUUUAUGUAGACAUUUACGACACUUAAAUGUAAGAGGACUCCUAGUACGGCCUGAUCUCCUCCAGUUUCUCAGCACUUAGACUUGCAGUGAUACAUUAGAUUGUCACACUAUGUAUGGAGUAGGCUGUAUGUUUAAAUGCCUUAUUCUUAUUAAGACUACCGAUCAGUUUUUGAUGGCUGUUGCUUCUGAUUGUGCUUCCAUUCCAAAGGCCUUUCAUCUUAGAAACUCCUACACAGAGAAGAAACUUGAAUGUUGUUACUUUUUGGUGGUAUGUUGUAAAUAGCAAACUGUUUACCACUUCACUAUUUUUUAAGGGGCAAAAAGUGUUGCAUGUCAAUGCGGCAAUCAAAAAUGUGACCAGUAUUUGUUGUGUAACUCCUAAGUCAUCAUAGGAGUGUUGAGUAUUUUAUUUUUUUUCAGCCCCUCCAUCCUAGUAACUUCUGAUCAUUAUUUCACCCUUUGUUUAAAGCUUGGUCAGUUUAUAGGGUUGUUUGUGAGCAGAGGCGUGCACUAGAGACAAUUCAGUAGAAUUGUAGCGUAAGCUUCGGACUAUAAAGCUGCUAGCAAUAUCCUAAGGCUGCAAGAUGAACAAUUGGGGGCUUGUGUUCAGACAGAGAACUUGUGAAAGCAAGCAUUUAUGCUCUAUUUUGCACUGACAUAUCGAAAAGACGUGUAAGCACAUAAAGUAUUUUAUUUUAAAUCUGUAAAUGAAACUACAGCGUUCUUUUCGUCUUGUUUUCUAGAUUAUUUUUAAAUGUUCGUUGAGAUUAAUGCAAACAUUUUUGUUAUGGAGAAAUAUUAUUGUCCUCAUGUAUUACUGUUAUUUUUUAUUUUUUUUUUUUUUUAAAGCUUGUGGUGGACUUGAAUGUUUUCUUGCAAAUAUGUUCUUGAUGCCUCUUGUUUCUGAAGACAGUUUCUCAGAAGCAUGUGCUAUUGUCCUUUAUACCUGUUGUGUGUGGUGUGCUAUAGAAACAGCUUAUGCUGUUCUCAUGUUUACAUGUUAAGUUGUUGGUUUUUAUUUACUACAUAAAUCAAUAUUAAAGGAUUGAUUAAAUGCUACGGAGUCCUUGGUAUUGACAUUAUUUCUAAUGUAUUUUCUCAAUCUUUGUGCAUAUACACUUGUUUUAAAGCCUGUCAUUUAAAAGAUAUAUA
Molecule: messenger RNA, 4927 nt
Organism: Hyla sarda
Lineage: Eukaryota; Metazoa; Chordata; Amphibia; Anura; Hylidae
Gene: OTUD4
Product: OTU deubiquitinase 4
Exons: 20
Coding region: 387-3491 (1034 amino acids)
Biological process (GO): regulation of protein K48-linked deubiquitination; negative regulation of toll-like receptor signaling pathway; protein deubiquitination
Molecular function (GO): K63-linked deubiquitinase activity; cysteine-type deubiquitinase activity
Source: RefSeq, a predicted model, not a curated record